GUGUUAGAAGUAAUAUUGCGAACAUUACCAAUAAAACGAGAUUUUGAAGAAAAUGAGCCUGUUUUUAAAUGUAUAUCCAUACUUUUCCGAACAAAUAAUUCUUUUGUUUUCAAUCACAUUCACGAGUUUUUUAAUAUAUUUGCAAAAGUCCUUUCCCCACCUGAAGAUCAACUUAAGGAUCACACACGUCAAGAGUUAAUAGAACUUAUUCAAGCACUUAAUCAACAAUUUCCUGAUGCAGUUCUUAGGUCAUCAUUAGGUGAAUUAAUACAAUUUUAA
Molecule: messenger RNA, 279 nt
Organism: Dentiscutata heterogama
Lineage: Eukaryota; Fungi; Glomeromycota; Glomeromycetes; Diversisporales; Gigasporaceae
Source: the annotation of a GenBank genome assembly